AUGUCAAAUUUAUUUUUCAUCAUUAUCCUUUUAUCAAUCAGUCAAAUAGAAACAAUAUCAUAUCCAAUAUCUUAUAAUCUUCCGAGAUUUUGCCAAAAUAUUUCAUGGGAAUUAAAUCCUGAAAAUUUUCCAGAUAAUAACUAUUCGAGUGGUCAUGUUAAUAGUCUAUUCAUUGAUACUAAUGAUACGGUUUAUGCAAGUAUAAGAAGUUUUGCAAAUAUUUAUGCUUGGUUGAAAACAAAAGUACGUCUUCAAACGAACAGUUUCAGUUCCUCUGAUGAGCCAUAUUCACUUUUUGUUACUAAUACAAAUGAAAUCUAUGUUGAUCUGACGAAUAAUUAUCGAAUAGAGAAAACAAAACUGAAUUCAAGUAAUAAAACGAAUGUCAUGAAUAAUUCUGGACCUUGCGCAGGACUUUUCAUCGAUAUCAAUAAUACUUUUUAUUGUUCAAUAACUCAAUCUCAUAAAGUAUUGAGAAAAUCAUUGAAUAAUUAUUCAAGUUCAACUGAGAUCGCUGUUGAGAAUAGAUCAUCAUUAAAUGGUCUUAAUGGCCCUUGUGGAAUUUUUGUUACUGUUAACUUUCGAUUAUAUGUAACUGAAUGUGGAAAUCAUCGAAUUCAAUAUUUUGAAUGGAAAUCAACGAAUGGAACAAUAAUUCGUGCAAGUACUGGAUUAUCAAAUGUUCCACUUAAUUGUCCAACUGGAAUAAUAAUUGAUGCUGAUGAAAAUUUGUUUAUUAUUGACAAUGAGGGAUUCCGUAUUAUUCAAUUUCGAUUUGGGGAAUUCACUUGUAUAAUUGGAUGUUCUCGUGCGGUGAAUAGAAUUACUACAUUACCAAUUUUUCCAGAAACACUUAGUUUUGAUAGUUAUGGAAAUAUUUAUGUAGCAGAUCGAAAUGGUGAUGCUCGAAUUCUGAAAUACAAUCUUCGAACAAAUUCUUGUUAUGAAUCAACAACUACAAAUUCAUUGGAUAUUUCGACAUCAACAAUGUUUGAAUCGACUUCAAUCAUUUCUACUAGUAAUGAAGGUAAUAUAACAUUUCUCACAACAAGUUCAUUCAACAGAAUUUCAUCACCAUCUGUAUUUCUUCCUUCUGUAUGUCCUAAUUCGACAUUAAUUGGUAUUCAUUGUAAUAUAUCUUUAACAUUAUGCGAUCUUUGUCAAAAUAAUUCUACUUGUCAGACUAUAAAUGGAAUGUUUUAUUGUAAUUGUUUAUCUGGUUUUAAUGGAACACAAUGUCAAUUUGAUUAUCGACCAUGUAUAUUAAAUCGAUGUUGGAAUAAUGGAAUAUGUAAUCAAUUGACCAAUAUAACAUUUCAUUGUUCGUGUCAAUUGAAUUGGACUGGAAUUUAUUGUGAAAAAAUGAUUAAUUUUUGUGAAAAUGUCACUUGUGAAAAUGAAGGUGUUUGUCGAUCAUUAUUAGGUGAUUAUCAAUGUGAAUGUUUGAGUGAGAGUUAUUCUGGUCGUCACUGUGAAAUCAAAGAAACAAAAUUGAUUGUUGUUCAAAUGGUUUCAAAAUCUUUUGCUGUAAUUGCCAUUUUGGGAAUGUCAAGUAUUGUGGCGUUUAUUUUUAUUAUGGAUAUUAUGAAAUAUUGUUUUGGUAUUAAUCCAAUACGUGGUGAAUUAGAAAGAAUACGAAGAAAGAAAUCACGAAAAAAGUUCAAAGCGCGUGUGAUUCAAAAAUUCGUUUACAAAGAUAAAACAUUCACCUCUCAAGUUUAG
Adineta ricciae is the source of this 1722-nucleotide messenger RNA. The record is from the annotation of a GenBank genome assembly. NCBI's taxonomy places the organism in Eukaryota, Metazoa, Rotifera, Eurotatoria, Adinetida, Adinetidae.